AGAGUAAGCGUGCCAAAAAACUUAAAUGUCCCGUAUAAAAUGCUGUAUGCAACAAUCAGAGAUGUUCUUCUCAGUCACACAUGGUGCUGCUAACUUUGACCUCAAAAAUAUCGCGAGAUUCCGUGUUUUCCACGGUAAGCGGAAACACGUGAUCUCCAAAGAAGGCGGAAAUAGGUUGGCUCUACCUCCGCAUGCAGAAUUGAGCUCCACGACAAGGUUAGUUUUAUUUCAACAUAUGCACGUCUCAAUCUUUGAUCUCAACUCAAAGAUUCCAUUGGAAGAAUGCAACACAUGCUGUAAUAAACUGUUCCACUGCCCCAUUUGUCCCAACUUUGACCCCACAGUGAAGGAAAGGAUUGAGAAACACAUGAACCACCACAUUAGUCAUGGUUUGCCUUACAAAGACAAAAUUUUACUCCGAUGCAGCCUUCAUUGUAGGCCACAGGGACAUUUCCACUGCCCCAUCUGUUCUAGAACAGUCAUGCGCCGUUUGGAUAUGAAGAGGCAUUUACUGCUAUGUGAGGGAUUUAUGGAAAAAGAUCCAAGCCCAGAGCCAUGUCUGCCACCCACCUCACUCCCUAAUGACCAUCUUAUUAAGCUACUUUCUUCGCCGUCUGUGAAAUCUCUCCUGCAAGUCAUCCCCCCGUCUAAGAAGCCGCUCCUGCAAGGUGCGCCAUCUUCUGUGGAGCCUCUCCUGCCUGAUGCUGCACCCACUGUGAAGCCUUUUCUGCCAGACACGGCUCCUGGUCCCGUUUCUGAUCCGCAAUCCUCUACAUCUUCGAACGAACAUUCCUAUUCUCAAGCCUCUGGGCCUGAUGUAACCACGGCUUAUGGAAAUGCAGUGAAAUGCCCUCACUGUAAUAAUAAUAUUUACUUGCUUAUGUUCAACAAACCUCCCACUUUUAACAUAAGUAACUGAAAGUUGCUUGAUGAAAGUUCAUUAAAUAGUGCCGUAAAAAUCAAAGGAGAGAUUGUAUGCCAUGGGUUGGUCUGGAAUUGGGCUUUAUUCUGAGAGAAAACAGAUUUAUCUCUGAAUGAAUGAUAAGCAGAUGACCAGUGGUCAUCCACUGAGAGGCAGGGUCUUUAGGUCAGGGUAGUCUUUACCCAACAUACAUUAAUCAUUGGAAUUGUUAGUUUGUCUUAUUUUGUUUGGUUCUUGUACAUAAAAGGUAAAACACUGAAAUUUUUUUUUACAUAUUUCUUAAAUUGUUUUCAAGUUCAGCUGCAACCUGGACUAUGUGUACAAAUAAGAUCUAAAAACACCACUAUCAAUGUUUCCACAUGUCUUAAAUAAAACCAAAAAGCUUAGAAUAGUUAAGAAUCCAAUAAUCUGUUAUUGUGGGAAUGAUUGAAAUGAAUCAUUAGUACAUUGUAUUUAAAACAAA
Poecilia latipinna (sailfin molly) is the source of this 1385-nucleotide messenger RNA. RefSeq lists its product as uncharacterized. The coding region runs from base 26 to 919 and encodes 297 amino acids. Lineage: Eukaryota; Metazoa; Chordata; Actinopteri; Cyprinodontiformes; Poeciliidae. The record is from RefSeq and is a predicted model, not a curated record. The transcript has 3 exons.